AUGUUUGACAUUAAGAGGUCAGAGAUGUCUGAGAUUAUUUAUGAUAAUGUGAUCACAUCUGAGACUCUGGAAAUGGACAGAGGAGAGAGAGAGGAGAUGAUGGUGGACAUCUAUGAAAGUGCAGAUGCUGUAAGAAAUGAUGAAGUGAUGAUAAACACAGAGAUGAUGAGUACAGAGAGACAGCAAGAGCUUCAACAUACAGGAAGAGUCUCAGUGAAGAACAGAAGACACAGAUCAGUUCAAGUGUGUUUGUGUUUACUGUCUGUUAUUCUGUUCACUGCUGUAAUAGUCAUCUGUGUCUAUUUCACAAACCAACUACUAACACACAACUAUCACUUGACUGAAGAAAGAGAAGAGUUACUAACACAUAACUAUAACUUGACUAAGGAAAAUGAAACAUACAGCAGCUUAUUACUAAACCAGAGCAGAAUCUUGACUGAAGAAAGAGAAAAAAUCAGAAACAACAGUGAUGAACUCCAAGAUGCCUUACAAGAUCAGUGCUCUGAUAACUUAACAUGGAUUUACUACAACUUUAGCUGUUAUAACAUUUCAUCUGAGAGGAGAAACUGGAGUGACAGCAGACGAGACUGUGAAGAGAGAGGAGCAAAUCUGGUGAUUUUAAACAACAAAGAGGAACAAGAGUUUGUGCAGAAGGCUACAGCUGGUUAUUAUCAUUGGAUUGGUCUGAGUAAAGAGGGAGAAGUGUGGAAAUGGGUUGAUGGCACCACAUUGACAUUAAGUUUCUGGAUGAAUGGAUACACCGGAUCUUACAAUCAUAGCUGUGCUGCAAUAGCUACACUAGGGUGGGCAAAUCAUACAUGUCAUAGGACACACAGAUGGAUCUGUGAGAAGAGAAUUUUACAGUGAAAUAAACUCAUGAAGUAAUACACCAGCACCAGUUUUAGUAAUUUUGUUUACUUAUUUAAUGUUUGUUGUUAUCCAGUAAAUGAUUGUAUAGAAUUAUUCUGUAAAGUCAAAUUUAUAUGUUUAUAUCAGGGGUGUUUCCUCUGAGGAGGCAAGGGAGGCAGUGCCACCUCAAAAAAGUGAAUGGGAAAAUGAUCAACUGUUCUGAAAUAAAAGUAAAGGAAUAAAGCAUGAUGUGAAAUCAAUUAAACUAAAUCUGCAAAACAGCGACACCCCCGGUAGAGUUCAGCAUCUCUUUUGCCUCCCCUGAGCCCAUAGAAGUGUGGAUGUCAUAUCAAUCAUUCUGUUUAUUUUGGCAGGCAGGGAGCGAAUAUGACAU
Paramisgurnus dabryanus is the source of this 1243-nucleotide messenger RNA. RefSeq lists its product as uncharacterized. NCBI's taxonomy places the organism in Eukaryota, Metazoa, Chordata, Actinopteri, Cypriniformes, Cobitidae. The record is from RefSeq and is a predicted model, not a curated record.